AAAAUCGCAUACGAUUGCUAAAAAUAUGGCUUCCUCGACAAAUAUAUCAGAAGAAAUUUCGACAAACUCAACAGAUGUAGAAACAAUGCAUCAAUUAUCGUCACAUCCAAUGAAAGAAAUGGAAGAAGCGGUAACAAAUCCCGCCCAUGCAAUAGACGCAAUAGAACAAUCAUCAUCAGUUCCAUUAAAUAAAAUGGAAGAAACAGUACCAAAUGCAAUCCAAUCAAUAGACGCAACAGAACAAUCGCCAAAUCGUACGGACGGAGAAGAGAAAACUACAGCGGGUAAAGAAAAUCACAAUCAAAUUUCGAUUGGUUUGAAUGAAUCUUUUACUCAUUCGCUGGACAAGACAUCAAACUCGAGUCUACUUGAAUCCAAUCUUCCAACAUGGAAUUUAGACACUAGUUUCGACAAGCAGAUUUAUGAAUCUCGAACCACAAAAGAUAUUUUCGAAAUUCUGGAUGAUCCGGAAUUGAAUUUCAGUACUGAAGAGGUUCGAGACGAUGUAUCCAAGGUGCUCAUAGAUAAAACUUUUGAUCUGGACAAAGCAUUGGGUACGAAUUUGAAAGCACCCAAUGACGAAGACUCCUUCACAAGCAUAACCAAUUCAAAAGAUGGUGAUUUCGACAUAAACGAAGCAUUGAGAAAUCAAAACAGUACUCUAAAUUCUUCAGAUUACGUGCUUGCAUCAGAUAUUUCUAUUGAGCUUGACACAACGGGUAACGACAGUACAACGAAUAAUGAUUCGAUUUCGAAAAUUAUGCCUAGCCAAGCAGGGUCCAUAGAUAAUAGCAAACUCGUAGCAAAGCCGAGAAGCGGCAAUAAACGAGACGAUUUCUGUUUCUAUUGCAAAAAAAUGCAGACGGUCAUCAGUCGUCAUUUGGAAAUCGUCCAUAAGGAUGUUGACGAAGUAAAAAGAUUCGCAAUUCUUCCAAAAAACAACCCGGAACGAACGCAACUAAUCGAUUUAUUGAGAAAAAAAGGAAACCAUUUGUACAAUACGAGUUCCAAUUACAAUAAAGAUGGUAAACUAUUAGUAGGACGAAGGCCGAAGCAGGAACGACCUGGUACUCAAUAUACACCCUGUCAUAAUUGUCAUGUGAGUCUUUCAAAAAAGAGUAUCCGACGUCAUCGUCAAAAAUGUGUUGGAGCUUCUACGAAAGAUGAUCGAGCGAACACCAUAUUGUCACGACGUACUGAUGGAAGAAUUCAUGCAAACGCAAGUAAACAAUUGCAGCGCAUAUUUGCAGUUUUUAAUGAUGAUCUUGUCGUACAAUUAAUAAGAUACGACGAAUUGCUUAUUGAAUUCGGCAAUGGAAUGGCUGAAAAGUAUAAAAAAGAUCAGCAACAAGCUAUGAUCCGAAAUCGAUUAAGAACCCUCGGUCGUCUUCUCGAAGAAAUGAAAAAAUGCAGAUUGAACGCAGAACCGAAAAUAACAGAUUUCGCUUCGAUUUAUGAUCCAGGAUUGUAUGACUGUAUGCUAAGAGCAGUCAACACUUUGGCUCGUUUUAAUGAAGAGACCGGCGAACACAAAGUCCCAUCAAUCGUUACAUCUCUCGGAACGUACAUAAAAGCCGUUGCUGAAGUGGCAUUGCUCGUUGUGAGAAAAAAAAAGAUAGAGAAAAACAACUAUUACUCGAAGAUUACAUCUUUAUCCAUGACAAACAAUAUAGCACUAAAAUUAAUAGAGUUGCACACGAAUCCCAAGCUAAGAAAAAACGUCAACAGAAGAAAGUAUUACCAAGUACUGAUGAAAUAA
Venturia canescens is the source of this 1759-nucleotide messenger RNA. RefSeq lists its product as uncharacterized. The transcript has a single exon. The coding region runs from base 26 to 1759 and encodes 577 amino acids. NCBI's taxonomy places the organism in Eukaryota, Metazoa, Arthropoda, Insecta, Hymenoptera, Ichneumonidae. The record is from RefSeq and is a predicted model, not a curated record.